Messenger RNA from Pochonia chlamydosporia 170, 1578 nucleotides. RefSeq names its product transposase IS4 domain-containing protein. The transcript has 5 exons. NCBI's taxonomy places the organism in Eukaryota, Fungi, Ascomycota, Sordariomycetes, Hypocreales, Clavicipitaceae. The record is from RefSeq and is a predicted model, not a curated record. The coding region runs from base 1 to 1578 and encodes 525 amino acids.
AUGAUUAGCUUCAUUCUUAACGAUCCAGGAUCGUUUACAGCACUGAAGCUACCUGGCCAUAUAGAGGGCCCAAGAACUAAACACUGUCGGCAGCAUGCUUGGAAGCCAACGUACGCCGCCGAGAUCUACUUGUUCUUUGGGAUGUUGAUAUACAUGUCCAUCCAUCUCGAACCACACUUCAAGCAUUAUUGGAGCACUGCCCCAACCAGUCCAGUCCACCCAAUUGCUAGAUUCAUGUCGAGAAAUCGUUUUCAACUUCUCUACCGGCUGUUCUGCGUCUGGGAUUCAAUGGACCCUCCGCGAGGGGUUUUCAAUAGGAUCCACAAUUGGAGCACCCACUUACAAGAAACAUCAACUCAAUACUGGAAGCCGGAGUCUGAGGUUAGCGUUGAUGAGGCUAUGGUGAGGUACACUGGGAAAAGCACCGAAACCGUGCAUAUUCCUUCAAAGCCCAUACCAAUUGGGUACAAGGUAUGGGUGGUUGCUGACUCAGGAUACAUUCUUCGAUGGUCCUUUCAUGCAAAGGGUAGUGGAAUUGUUAUCGAUCUCCUUAGUCGGCUGCCGGCUCCUCCAUCCACAAGUCACGGCUAUCACUGCUUUAUGGACAAUCUCUUUAGCACACCUGAGCUAUUCGAGCUAUUGAGGGGCCAAGGUACUGCUGCUACAGGUACUGCACGUCUUGGAAGGAUUGAUAGCCGCAAGAUGGCGCAGCUAAAAGCUGAAGACAGAUCCAAGGAUUUUGUCGCUUGGGUCACUCUCUACGUAAGGAAGCAUAAGACUAAAGAAGUUAUGCAAUUUGCUUUCAAGGACAACGCAUUGGUACUUGCUAUGAGUACGCGUUUUACUGGGUGGGAGCCUUCGAUAUGGAGACUACGUAGACAGCCCGGGAAAACGUCCACAAGUGCUAAAACUGCAAGAGUACCCUUCGAAGGCGAACCGACAAAGAUGUUACAGAUCCCUCGUCUUAUUGAUGAGUAUAACCAUCACAUGAACGGCGUUGACAACGGCGACCAGUUGCGAGCCGACUUCGAGUCACCUAGGAGAAUACAACGUGGUGGGCAUCAAUAUCAAUCUUAUUUCUCACCUUUGUUUAACAACCGACCAGACGUAGCUGUCACGAAUUCUUUUUUACUACAACGAGAAGGCUGGCCGAAAACGUCGAAGCUUAGAUGCAAGGACCAAACGGCUUUCCGUCUAGCUUUGUGCAAGGAGCUGCUUCUCCAGUACGGGAAACAAGUCGCUCUACACAACUCAGGCGUGCCAUGUAUUCCCGAGGCUAUGCCCACACAAAAUGCGGGCGAGAUACACUCAAAAGUGCAUCGAGCAAAACGUGGCUGGUGUGCUUGUUGCUCCUCGAAGCGGCAAAACUACGUACUUGGACGAGCACAUGCAUUACGUUCGAAAAGGAUGUUCACAAUGCGGCGUGCCACUUUGAGAGGCAAGCCAGGGCUUGCGCAAAAGAGCCUUGAGGAACGAAACAAGAAGCCCUCCAAUCACGCCCCGACAGCAACCAAUUGCCUAGGGACCUGGGACUGUCUAAUGGUCGAAUGGGUUGUCGAGCGCAAUCUAUGCUUCUGA